GAAAGAACAAAUAUUAAAAUCGCCCCUCCCUUUUCUCUCUCUAUUUCACUCAUGGAUUCCACCGUAGCUGAACUCAUACUCCACAGGCGGAAUCCAUAAACCCUAACCACCACCGCACGGGGAGGCGUCGAUUCCAAAGCUCAGAUUAUUAUUGAAUAACAAUUGUGGUCUUGUUUUUCUUUAGUGAUAUUGGAUUUGUGAUUGAAUAAUCGGAUAAUAUUAUGUAUAGAUCUGGAGCGGUGAUGGCCUGGAACGUGUUCAAGUUCUGCACGGCUCUGAGGGGGCUAGGGUCGAUCAUGAUACUGUUGGUUCUCGGCAUCGUCGGCGUCAGCUAUUAUGCGGUGGUGAUCACCAGUUACGGCCCUGGGCUCGCUGCCGGCGGCCUUGACUCGCUCCUCGCCUUCGUAGUUUUGGUCUUGUUUCAUUGUCUGUUAGUGAUGCUAUUAUGGAGUUAUUUUUCAGUUGUAUUUACGGACCCGGGUGGUGUGCCUCCAAAUUGGCGGCCAGCCGUAGAUGAAGAAAGAGGAGAUAGUGACCCAUUGACUGGAACUGAAUUUCAAGCUGACUCAGAGAAUGGUAGAAUCCGUUUUUGUAGAAAGUGCAACCAGUUAAAACCACCCCGCUGUCAUCACUGCUCUGUUUGUGGGAGGUGCAUACUGAAGAUGGACCAUCAUUGUGUUUGGGUUGUCAAUUGUGUUGGGGCAUUGAACUACAAGUAUUUUCUUCUCUUCCUGUUCUACACAUUCCUCGAAACUACUCUUGUUACGCUAUCAUUACUGCCGCAUUUUAUUGCAUUCUUUAGUGACGGAGAUAUCCCUGGGACUCCAGGAAGUCUUGCAACCACUUUUCUUGCCUUUGUGUUGAAUUUGGCAUUCGCUUUGAGCGUAAUGGGGUUCCUGAUUAUGCACAUAUCACUGGUGACUGCCAACACCACAACCAUCGAGGCUUAUGAGAAGAAGACUACUCCAAAAUGGCGUUAUGAUCUUGGACGGAGGAGAAACUUUGAGCAGGUGUUCGGGAUGGAUAAGAAGUACUGGUUUAUCCCAGCUUACUCAGAAGAAGAUUUACGACGAAUUCCUGCCCUUCAGGGUCUUGAAUAUCCUUCAAAGCCUGACCUGGAUGCUCAAUAAUUUUGAGCCGGAUGACGACAUAAUUAUAAUGCAUCCAAUCUUGCUUAGGCUGCUGGUCUCUGGAAGCACCCAUCUUCCCACCCUUCAAAUUCAUUUUGUAAUAUGCAACUAAUUCGCUACUACAGCGUUCCAUCUGCUGAAUUAACAGUCGAAAAAACGUAGAUAUUGUGCAGAAAACUUGGUGGAUUGCAGCUGAUCUGAGAAUGCUUAGCAUGGUGAUGUUUAGAUUUCUCUAUUACAACAAGAAAUUGGGGUGUAUAUGGAUACAAAACGCUAGUUGUCGCGUGGCUUCCGGCCAAGUUGUUGUAAAACUUGUAAGCCUUGUUCGCUAGAAAUGUAGAUUAAUCUCAGCAUCCGUCUGACGAGGAACAAUAGUCUAUUAUAGUGAUUCUUGGACUUUUUAA
Sesamum indicum (sesame) is the source of this 1534-nucleotide messenger RNA. Its product is annotated as putative protein S-acyltransferase 14. Gene Ontology annotation, molecular function: palmitoyltransferase activity. NCBI's taxonomy places the organism in Eukaryota, Viridiplantae, Streptophyta, Magnoliopsida, Lamiales, Pedaliaceae. The record is from RefSeq and is a predicted model, not a curated record.